Molecule: messenger RNA, 1225 nt
Organism: Triticum aestivum (bread wheat)
Lineage: Eukaryota; Viridiplantae; Streptophyta; Magnoliopsida; Poales; Poaceae
Product: UDP-glycosyltransferase 91D2-like
Exons: 2
Coding region: 1-1152 (383 amino acids)
Molecular function (GO): UDP-glucosyltransferase activity
Source: RefSeq, a predicted model, not a curated record
AUGGCGCCUCCGGCGCUCGUCGCAGGUCCCCAUCCUCGUCGCCGGUCCCCACUCGCACCACCUGCGUUCGUCCUCGGCCUUGUGCUCGCUGGCAACCCGUGCUCGCCGCCGUAUCCUCGGCCGCCCGCGCUUAUCAGCCAUGGCAACUCCGGCGCCGGUCGUAGUAAAAACGAACAAAUGGUGCCAUACGUGAUGCUUCUCCCGACCGCUGCGUUGAUCGCCACCGCGCCCCACCUGCCGCCAGAGCACCGUGGAGCACGUGCUCUUCCCCGUUACGAGCAGGAGGUGAUGGACCCGGCUUACAACAACUAUGGCAUAUCGGGUAUGUCCAUCAUCCGGCGCUUUAACUUGACAAAAGACAGGUGCACCGUCGCGGCCAUGCGGAGCUGCAUCGAGUGGGAACCCGAGUCCUUCCCAUUGGCGGCGCCGCUCCUCGGCAAGCCGGUCGUUCCCCUCGGCCUUCUGCCGCCGUCAGCCGACGGAGCCCGCCGUGCCGCUGCCAAAGGAGCAGAGCAUGCCACCGUGUGCUGGCUGGACACACAGCCUCCCGACUCUGUUGUUUACGUCGCCCUAGGAAGCGAGGUGCCACUGCGCGUGGAGCAGGUGCACGAGCUGGCCUUCGGGCUAGAGCUCGCCGGGACGCGCUUCCUCUGGGCCCUAAGAAAGCCUAGCGGUGCCGCUGUACUCGACGACGAUGGCGUGGACAUGCUUCCUCCUGGUUUCCAAGAGCGCACUCGCGGCCAGGGGCUGGUGACCACGGGAUGGGUUCCUCAGGUAAACAUCCUAGGGCACACGGCCGUGGGCAGGUUCCUGACGCAUUGCGGCCGGAACUCGCUGAUCGAGGGCCUCAUGUUCGGGCACCCACUUGUCAUGCUGCCCAUCUUCGGCGACCAAGGGCCGAACGCGUGGCAAAUGGAGGCGAAGAAGGUGGGGUUGCAGGUGGUGAGGAAUCAGGACGACGGGUCGUUCGACCGCCACGGCGUCGCGACAGCGGUCCGGGCCGUCAUGGUUGACGAAGAGGCCAGGAGGGGCUUCGUGGCAGGUGCAGCGAAGAUGCAGGCGGUAGUAGCUGAUACGGAACUUCACGAUAGGUACAUCGACGAAUUUGUCGAGCACCUCAGAUCUUACUACGCCGCUUCAUGUGCAAACUGAUGGCAGCUUCAUUUUCAGUGCUGCCGCCUCGAACUCCACCUCCAGCUUGGCUCUUACUUCAUGAUAAAUAAGA